Molecule: messenger RNA, 999 nt
Organism: Peronospora belbahrii
Lineage: Eukaryota; Oomycota; Peronosporomycetes; Peronosporales; Peronosporaceae
Source: the annotation of a GenBank genome assembly
AUGGCUGAAGAAACUUGUUGUGGUUGUGUCUCUUAUGAAGAUAGUGAGUAUGAUAUGGGACUGCAUAUUGGUGCUAUCUUUAUCAUCUUUGGCGUGUCUGCUGCUGGUACAAUGGUUCCCAUUAUUGCACAGAAGAUUCCUCAAUGCAAGACGAAUUCAGUCAUUAUGGAAGCAAUCAGUGCCUUUGCCUAUGGUGUUGUCAUUGCGACUGGUCUUAUCCACAUGAUGAAUGAAGGUAUUGAGAAAUUGGGCAAUGAAUGUCUUGGGUCUGUCGUCGAAAACUACGAAAGCAUUGGGCUUGCAGUUGUACUGGUUACAUUAAUACUCAUGCAUUUCAUUGAGUGCGAAAGCUCAGUGUUCUUUGGGGCACAGAAGUCGAUGCUGCACGGUCAUGGUCAUGCGCACGGCGAGCCAAUUCUACAGGAGACUAAUACUACUCCAAACAAUGGCUACUCACCUUUUACUGCCAAUCUGUAUCAUGAAACGACUCGCGACCAAACUGCGCACGGCUCAAAGAUUCGUCGUAAAAUUGCCACGCUCAUCUUUGAAACUGGUGUGAUCUUUCACUCGAUCAUCAUUGGCCUCGACCUGGGUAUUACGACUGGAACUGACUUCAAAACGUUGCUUGCAGCCUUGUGCUUCCACCAGCUUUUUGAAGGUGUUGCCAUUGGUACAUCUGCAUUGAGCUCGCUCGGAUCCAAGCGCAAACUUUUCAUGCUAAACUUUGCGUUUGCAAUCACGACGCCUGUGGGUCAAGCUGUUGGUAUUGCUAUCCGUACCACAUAUUCGGAAUCAUCGACAACGGCGCUGUGGGUCCAAGGCACACUUAACUGUGUUGCUGGUGGCAUUCUGCUAUACACGGGGCUGGUCGAGCUAUUGACGUACAAUAUGACCACGAACGGCCAAUUCCUCUCUCGGUCAACGUCACAGCGUUUCACCUUGUACAUUUGUCUAUGGCUGGGUGCCGGUCUAAUGGCGCUCAUUGGCAAGUGGGCGUAA